AUGUUUGAGGCCGCAAAAAUUCUGUAUAACAACGUGAGCAAUUACUCCCGUCUGGCCAUCACCUUGGUCCACUUGGGUGAGUAUCAGGGUUCCGUCGAGGCGGCCCGCAAAGCCAAUUCCACCCGCACCUGGAAGGAAGUCUGCUUCGCCUGUGUGGAGCAGGGCGAGUUCCGCCUUGCCCAGAUGUGUGGUCUGCACAUUGUGGUGCAUGCGGAUGAGCUCGAGGAGUUGAUCAACCACUACCAGCAGCGCGGUCACUUCCAGCAGCUCAUCCUCCUCUUGGAGGCUGCCCUUGGCCUGGAGAGGGCCCAUAUGGGCAUGUUCACAGAGCUGGCCAUCCUGUACUCCAAGUUCAAGCAGGAAAAGCUGCGUGAACACCUCGAACUCUUCUGGUCGCGUGUCAAUAUUCCCAAGGUUAGCUGCCCACCUUUCUUUCCACGCACCCAUUUUUUGCCAACCCUUCUUCAAUCUCUCCGCACACCUGUUCUGGUAACUGAUGUGGGCGCUCUCGAUGAUGUCCACAGCACAGUGCCGCUAAAGUGCUUUUUGUGUCAGUCGCCUUCGCUUCAUUCCUUUACUGGCGAAAACCGCAUACCGAUAUCUAGACGGUUCCUAUCGAACCAGAUUCUAAGCUGACGGUCAACCGGACGGUAACAGUAAUAUGCUCAUGGGGCUGAUAUCAGAGAAGGCGCACGAAGUAAUCCAGUUAUAUUUAUUGGCCGGCUCUGUUCGGUGUUCCCCCAGCGAGUAUGAGUCGUUUUCUUAGAGACAAGUUCCGAGAUAGUGCAACAUUAACGUUCACAACUGGUCAAAUGACCAGUUCAUGCGUCUGAUAGUGGUUACUUAGGUCUCACGGCUGGGCCAUGAAUGUCCCCGAAAGCCAGUAGCACCGCCCCGGAUGACGGUGUCAUUAUUACUCGUUCUAGUUGGCAGUGACCUGGUCCCGACGCGUUCGCCAUUGUCUCUUUAUUCAGCCUGUGAGCCGUUAGUCACAGAAGGCGCCUUUUUCACAGUUGAGGAUUCAGUUCGAGUAUGCUUUGAUAUUCCAACUGGUCUCUGACAUUCGAUCUCAGUCAGGACCCGGCGUUUCGUAAACUUCCCUGACUUGACGGUCGCCGUAGUGCAGUUAGCCCACAACGAUUAUUCAGUACUCAAAUGCGAGUUCUGUAGAUCAUGACGUAGUCAUUGAAAACGUCCUUAUCCAACGUCUGACUGAAUUUCAAAGGUUUGCUAGAAAGAUUUCGGUUGGCAUGGUAAGUUUGCAUGCCGAAGGUUGCACUACAUACACAGAAUAUGAAAUUUUUAUUCAGGCUGUUAGGACUCCGACGAGCCUAGCGGUUGAAAUUUCGGCGAGUUAGCACUUACCAUAGGACACACGAGCGUCAGAUGUAUGCUAUCCUUAAUCUGAUAGCUCGGUACGUUCUAAGGAUCACAAAGUGAAACAGUUUAGCGAAUGUUUCCCACAAUUAGGUAGACCUUCCGCCGACCGCCACUUUGCGACUUGACGGACCGACAGUCGUUACCGACGAUGUCCACUGUGUGCCCCACAAUCAUUGACGCAGUGACGGCGACUUGUCGUGCCCUCUCCUUCCUCACCAUCGUGUGCCCGGUGUGAAGACGGAGUCAAUAAAACCGCAGGCAAGAUCGUUUGCUAGUGGCUGGCGCGGCGUGAACCCGCGCCUAGGUGUGCCACUACAUCCCUUUUCUGACUCGUCAUCGCCUACAGGGGCGGUACUAGAAUACAGAAACUGCCUUCAAAAACGUCUGCUCAGUGACAGGAGACACUGUCGUUCUGUGACUUCUGUCAACGGUUUUGACCAGUUGUGGCCUUCAUUUAUUGAACAGAGACUGAUGUACUCACUUUCAACGAGCAAGAUCUCGUAUCAGUUGCUUCGAAAUCAACGCCUCCUAGAUAACAUUCUUACUUUGUCCCUUCUAGGU
Messenger RNA from Spirometra erinaceieuropaei, 1941 nucleotides. The record is from the annotation of a GenBank genome assembly. Lineage: Eukaryota; Metazoa; Platyhelminthes; Cestoda; Diphyllobothriidea; Diphyllobothriidae.